AUGUGGCUCUGUUCCACGCCGGGCCCAACCGAGCACAGCCUUGUACACCAAUCUCCGCGUGCUUUAAUUCAGGAGAUGCCCGUGAUUCGUAUGACUCCAAUCGAACGUCAUAAACUGAAGCUAACAGGCACUGUGGAAGUCCCCAUCUAUGUGACAAGCUCAAGACGCAAUUCCAUGGGUGAAGGCUAUGUAACGAGUCUCCACCUACCUUCAAAUCAGCAUAACUCCUUCUGGAUACUUGAAGGUGUCUGCCUAAUCCUCAACACCGAUUAA
Molecule: messenger RNA, 273 nt
Organism: Rodentolepis nana
Lineage: Eukaryota; Metazoa; Platyhelminthes; Cestoda; Cyclophyllidea; Hymenolepididae
Source: the annotation of a GenBank genome assembly